AUGAGGGACAUGAACGAGAAGGAGAAGAAGGAGAAGAAGCAGAUGACGGAAGAGAAUGAGAAGAAGGAGAAGAAGGAGAAUGAGAAGAAGGAGAAGAAGGAGAAUGAGAAGAAGGAGAAGGAGAAGAAGGAGAUGAGGGAGAAGGAGAUGAAGAUGGGGGAGACACAGAAGACGAGGAAGAAGUGUAUGUACAGCGACACACGAAAGGCGAAUGCGGCGGCAGCGCAGCGCCUCGGGGUCAAAGCAGGCGAGGGAGACGAGGGAGGAGACGCGGCGAGAAGACCGGAAAGGGAUUUCGACAGGACAGAGGAAGAACGCGAAGUAGAGGCGCUGAGAGCGUUUUUCAACUUGGAUGUGUCACUUGUCGAGUUGCGAAAGCAGUGGGAAACUCGCAAGGAAACCGUGCACGGGUCUGCGUCUGUCGCUGGAGCAUCCGGAGGUGCCGUGGCGGCGCCCGCUCGGCAAGCGAAGCAGAAACGGAUCAAGGCCCAAACGGUUGACGAGAAGAACGAGAGCGGUCGCGGGAAAGCGACGCAGGAAGCGGCGGUCGGCGAAGAGAACGGGACAAGAGACAGGUCCUCAGGCGUGGGGCGCGUUCUGCAAAUUCCCGUCGUAGAGUGUUUUUUCUCCUUUCUCUGCUCCUCGAACAACAACGUGCCGCGGAUUGCGCAAAUGGUGCGGGCCUUGCGCAACUCGUACGGUGACCUCCUCGUCACGGGCAGUGGGGACGGAGACAGGAAAGACAAAAAGAGAGCGCAGGAAAGCCUCGAGGUAGGCGAAGAAGGACAAGGAGAGAGGCGCAGCGAGAAAGAGAGAGGCCUGUCUGAUUCUUCCCUUCCUAUCAAGGUCCAGGGUGCGUCUUUCUCUCUCUCGUCUUCUUCGCCAGCGCCUUGCCUUCCUUCUCGUUCUGCCUCUGCUCUCUCGUCGCCUGGUUCCGCUCCGUUCGCCUUUGCCUCGAGCGUCUCCUUCGUUUCUGCGAAGGUAGCACGCUCCGACGCCAUUCGGGUCAACCUCCGAGAUAUCCCGAUCCUGCUCGCCUCUACGCCGCAACUCACGUGGCAUGCGUUUCCCUCUUGUUCGUCCCUCGCGCGCGCGACAGAAGAAGACCUGAAGAAGCUCGGUCUCGGGUACCGCGCCAGGCUUCUGCUCUCGGCAGCCAAGGCCCUCGACGCCCUCGGAGGAGACACCUUCCUUCUGUCUCUCCAGCAGAAAGCACGCAGGAGAAAAGACAACCCCGACGCAGAAGAAAGUGAAGACUCGGUCUUUGCAGUGGAGAGAGAAAUUCGAGACGCUCUUCUGCCGUUCGCGUAA
Neospora caninum is the source of this 1311-nucleotide messenger RNA. Its product is annotated as putative N-glycosylase/DNA lyase. The coding region runs from base 1 to 1311 and encodes 436 amino acids. The transcript is spliced from 5 exons. The record is from RefSeq and is a predicted model, not a curated record. Gene Ontology annotation, biological process: DNA repair; base-excision repair, AP site formation. Gene Ontology annotation, molecular function: 8-oxo-7,8-dihydroguanine DNA N-glycosylase activity. Lineage: Eukaryota; Apicomplexa; Conoidasida; Eucoccidiorida; Sarcocystidae. Gene Ontology annotation, cellular component: nucleus.